AUGCCGUCCAACAGCACCAACCCCGCCCCCCCAAAAGCCAUCAGCCUCGACCAACGCUUCCACCACAACACCUCCACACACAGCCACACCAUCCACUGGACCUCCCUCGGCUCCCCUACCUCCCCACCCCUAAUCUUCAUCCACGGCACGCCCUGGUCCUCCCUCGUCUGGCACCCCUUCGCCCUGAGCCUCUCGCGCCACUUCCACAUCUACCUCUUCGACAACCCCGGCUUCGGCGCUUCUCCCCUUGGCACCCCACUCCCAGCCGCCAUCCCCACAGCCCCAGAAUCCCUCGACGCCGACCUCGCGCAGCAAUCCGCCGUCGCCGCCGCGCUCUUCGACUUCUGGACCGCGGACGCGUCGCAGGGCUGGCAGAACCGGCCUCCGCACGUCGUGGCGCACGACCACGCGGGCCUGAUGGCGCUGCGCGCGCACCUGCUGCACGGCGUGCCCUUCGCGAGCCUGUGUCUCAUUGACGUGGUGGCCAUCGGCCCCUUUGGGCACCCGCUCUUCAAGCUCGUGGCGGAGAAUGAAGGUGUGUUUACGCAAUUGACUGGCCCGGUGUUUGAGGGGGUGGUCGAGAGCUAUAUCAGGGAUGCGGCGCAUAAGGAGUUGGGGAGGGAGACGAUGGAGGCGUUGAAGGCGCCCUGGUUGAGGGGGGAGGAGGGGAGGAAGGGGUUUGUGAGGCAGAUGUGUCAGGCGAAUAGUAGGAGUGUGCCGGAGGACGUGGAGCGGAGGUAUGCGGAGGUGGGGAAGAGUAUGCCCGUGUUGGUGGUGUGGGGGAGCGAGGAUAGGUGGUUGCCGGUGGAGAUCGCGGGGAGGUUGGGGAGGGCGUUGGGAGCGAGGGAGGUGGUGGAGAUUGAGGGCGCGGGGCAUCUGAUUAUGUAUGAUCAGGGGGAGAGGUUGGGCGUGGAGUUGGGGUGGUGGUUGAGUAGUGUUAGUAGAUGA
Cyphellophora europaea CBS 101466 is the source of this 948-nucleotide messenger RNA. RefSeq lists its product as uncharacterized. The coding region runs from base 1 to 948 and encodes 315 amino acids. The record is from RefSeq and is a predicted model, not a curated record. The transcript has a single exon. Lineage: Eukaryota; Fungi; Ascomycota; Eurotiomycetes; Chaetothyriales; Cyphellophoraceae.